This is a messenger RNA of Dioscorea cayenensis subsp. rotundata (Guinea yam), 1261 nucleotides long. Its product is annotated as (+)-neomenthol dehydrogenase-like. Gene Ontology annotation, molecular function: oxidoreductase activity. The coding region runs from base 158 to 1060 and encodes 300 amino acids. Gene Ontology annotation, cellular component: membrane. The record is from RefSeq and is a predicted model, not a curated record. Lineage: Eukaryota; Viridiplantae; Streptophyta; Magnoliopsida; Dioscoreales; Dioscoreaceae. The transcript has 5 exons.
GUCCAUUUUACAGCAUUUCUCAAUAAAAAAAAGAUUAAAAUAAUCUAAAAAAACUAAUUGAAAUAGACUUAAUGUAUAAAGAAAAGACUUGAGAACAAGAUCCAAUUCCAUCACUCCCAUCUCUUCUUCUCCAAAUCACCAUCAUAUUCAGACCACCAUGAAUUCAAGCUCUACUCUGCAACUGAUCGCGGUGGUGACCGGAGCGAACAAAGGAAUAGGUUUAGAGACAGUGCGGCAGCUCGCAACCCAAGGCGUCACUGUCAUCCUCACGGCCAGAGACCCCAAACUUGGCAACGAUGCUGUCAGCUCUCUUCAGCUAAGCAAUGUCCUUUUCCACCCGCUUGAUGUCAGGGAUGAUCACAGCGUCGCCGGCCUCGCCGACUUCAUCGGAGCAGAGUUUGGGAAACUUGAUAUCUUGGUGAAUAACGCUGGUGUUUCUGGUCUUAUUGUGGACGUGGAGGGAUUGAAAGCUCUAAAUAUUGAUCCGGAGUCUUGGUUAUCUGGAAAGGCAACGAAUGCAGUGAUGGAUACAGUGAUCAAGCAAAACCAUGAGAAUGCUGUGGCAUGCUUGGACACAAAUUACUAUGGUUGCAAGAGAGUCACACAAGCACUGCUCCCUUUCUUGAAGCUCUCAUCAUCUGCUUCAAUUGUUAAUGUCUCCUCUCUCAGAUCAGAACUCAAGAGGCUUCCUAAUGAGAAGACCAGAGGAGAAUUAGCAGACAUAGACAACUUGAAUGAAGAGGUGAUUGAGAAUGUGCUUGACAGGUUCCUGGAAGACUUAGAGAAAGGGAAUCUGGAAUCUGGAGGUUGGCCAUUGAUGUUACCAUCAUACAGCAUGUCCAAAGUUGCAUUGAAUGCAUACACAAGGGUUCUGGCCAAGAAGCACCCUGGAAUGCGCAUUAACUGUGUUCAUCCUGGGUAUGUAAAUACCGACAUCAAUUGGCAUACCGGAGUGUUGAAGGUCGAAGAUGGAGCGAAAGGCCCGGUGAUGCUUGCUUUGCUCCCGCUCGAUGGACCUUCGGGUUGCUACUUUGAUCAGAUUACCAUGGCUGAGUUUUGAAGAUGUGACUCUUAAAACAUUUCUGUUGUUGUUGCGAUGAGCUUUUCUUUUUACAGGUAAUAAAAGAUAAACCAAGUUCGAAAAUUAUAAUGUGUAGAGUAGGAUUUGCUUAUGAUGAAUAUGACUUGAUGAACUAAAUAAUCAUUUGCCUUGACAUGCCCUAAAUAAGAGAGGUGAAUGCUGAAAGCAAUCAAUUAAAUA